Triticum dicoccoides is the source of this 896-nucleotide messenger RNA. Its product is annotated as calcineurin B-like protein 7. The transcript is spliced from 9 exons. The record is from RefSeq and is a predicted model, not a curated record. The coding region runs from base 154 to 801 and encodes 215 amino acids. Gene Ontology annotation, molecular function: kinase binding; calcium ion binding. Lineage: Eukaryota; Viridiplantae; Streptophyta; Magnoliopsida; Poales; Poaceae. Gene Ontology annotation, biological process: calcium-mediated signaling.
UGCUGGAUUCCAUUUCUCCGGGUAAAACUAAUACUAAUUGGUUUUGUGCUGAUACCAAUGUCUUUGCCCUUUUGUCCUAGGUGUUUUCUUCAUCCCUUUCUGCAAAAGACGGAGAAAAAUGGUUGGGUUUGUUAGUCUUGUGAGUCGGCCUGUAUGGGCUGUGCAUCGCCAAAGCAGUUCAAACGAGCUCCACGGCAUGGGGAUGCUGCUCUUCUGGCCAAAGAGACCACUUUUUCUUUGGAUGAAGUGAAAGCCCUCUACGAGUUCUUUGAAAAGAUUAGCUAUUCUAUAUUCAAGGAUGGGCUCAUUCACAAGGAGGAGUUCCAACUUGCUCUCUUCAGGAACAGCAAUCGGAAAAGCCUUUUCGCCGAUCGGAUAUUUGAUCUGUUUGAUAUGAAGCGAAAUGGUGUGAUCGAAUUUGAUGAGUUUGCUCGGUCCCUCCAAUUUUUUCACCCGGAUACACCCAUGGCAGACAAGAUUGCAUUUGCAUUCAGACUAUAUGACCUGCGAGGCACCGGCAGCAUUGAACGUGAAGAGUUGAAGGAGAUGGUGCUUGCAAUCCUAAAUGAAUCAGACCUACUUCUUUCUGACGAUGCUGUCGAACAGAUGGUUGAUCAGACAUUCAAAGAGGCAGACCUGAACGGCGAUGGGAAGAUAGAUCCCGACGAAUGGAAAGCAUUCACAAGUGCGAAUCCAGCCUUGCUGAAUUACAUGACUCUCCCAUACCUAAAGGACAUGACCAUGCCGUCGUUCCCCAGCUUUGUUCUCUACUCUGUAACUGGCGAUGAAGGGUUGUACUAGAUGCCAUCAGCACAACCUUCUGAGCUUCUCUCAUGUGGCUUGUGUUUUUCUUUUCGUUCACUGUAUAAUUUUUUGGGUUAUGAAACAUGGCUUUG